AGCCUUCUCCGGGUCUUCCGCAAAGCCUUGGACACCACCCUUCCGCCGCGGCCGACCAACCGCCGCCGGAGCUGGCUGCUUCCGGCCGCGGGGGCCAGAUCGCGGAAGUGCCGGGCCCGUGAGCACCGCCACCGCGUCCGAGAUGGCGGACCUCCACCGCCAACUGCAAGACUACCUGACGCAGGGCAAAGCGGGCAGGACGGCGGCCGCCGAGCCGCUGCUCGCCGCGAGGGCAGCAGAAGAGCCCGCGGCCGGGGCAUGGCUAGGCCGCACGGCUCUGCGAUGGCCGUGGGCUGCGAGCCCCACGGAGCCGCCGCCCGCGGGCGCGAGCUGCAUCCCAAACGUGAGCCGCGGGCAGCGCCUGGCGGCGGGCGGGCUGUGCCUGCUGCUGGCGGCGCUCUGCUUCGGCCUGGCGGCGCUCUACGCGCCGCUGCUGCUGCUGCGCGCCCGCAAGUUCGCGCUCCUCUGGUCGCUGGGCUCCGUGCUGGCGCUGGCGGGCGCGGCGCUGCUGAGGGGCGGCGCGGCGUGCGGGCGCCUGCUGCGCUGCGAGGAGGCGCCGUCGCCGGGCGCCCUGGGCUACGCGGCCGCCCUGGGGGGCACGCUCUACGCCGCGCUGGCCCUGCGCAGCACGCCGCUGACGGCGCUCGGCGCCUGCGCGCAGCUGGCCGUCCUGCUGCGCGCGCUGCUGGGGCUGCUGCCCUGGGGCGGCGGCACGGCGCUGCGCCUGGCGCUCGGCCGCCUGAACCGCGGGGCCGGCCUGGCCGGCGCGCUCCCGGUGUGACGGUCCCCCGUCUGGAGGAAGCGGAGCCGGGGCGGCUAGAGACGGUGCGUGCGAGCACGGCCACCCACGCUCCAC
Psammomys obesus (fat sand rat) is the source of this 856-nucleotide messenger RNA. RefSeq names its product SFT2 domain containing 3 (gene Sft2d3). The record is from RefSeq and is a predicted model, not a curated record. Gene Ontology annotation, biological process: vesicle-mediated transport. NCBI's taxonomy places the organism in Eukaryota, Metazoa, Chordata, Mammalia, Rodentia, Muridae. Gene Ontology annotation, cellular component: membrane. The transcript has a single exon. The coding region runs from base 143 to 781 and encodes 212 amino acids.